CCAUAAACACAUAGUUCUUCUUCAUUCUCAGUGAUGGAUAUCUUCCGCAUCCUUUCCCGUGGAGCUUCACUCAAGAAAAGCAAAGACGUCACAACAGACUAUGCGCUCCCUUCAGCUAAGCAGCAGCAGUAUGAACAGCAUAAGGAAGAUACCUUACAACACCAAGUAGACAAAGAAAUUGACUUCUUCCACACGAAAAAACACAACUCGAGUAAGAGCUUUGACUCAACAGAUUCAAAACACACAAAGGAAGAAAAGAAAGAAAAGAAAGAAGAUGAAGAAGCUCCACCUUUAGAGAUCCAAACUGUAGAAGACUCCAUAAAGCUCAGGAAAGCCAACCAUUCUAAAGUCACAGGUGAAGACAUUCCGCUCCCUAUUGGCUCAUUCCAAGAUAUGAUUGGACGAUUCCGUCUCGACAGCAAGCUCUUGUCGAAUUUGCUCGAAGCAGAAUUUGUAGAACCUACAGCCAUCCAAUGUGAAUCGCUUCCCAUCUCAUUAUCUGGCAGAGACUUGAUCGCAUGUGCCCCUACUGGUUCCGGUAAAACCCUUGCAUUUUUAAUCCCACUUAUCCAGAGCUUACUUGUCAGCUCCAAGGGGCGUCCCAAAAAUUAUGGUAUCACAGGAUUGGUGAUAUCUCCUACAAAUGAAUUGGCUAUUCAGAUCUUUCAGGAAUUGCAGAUUUUGACCAGAGGAAAGAAAUUGAAUGUAGCCAUCUUGUCAAAACAGUUGGCUAACAAGCUCAACAAUGAUAUCGUCAAGGCAUCUAAAUACGACAUCAUUGUAUCUACACCAUUGAGACUCAUUGAUAUAGUCAAAAAUGAGAAAGUUGAUUUGUCCAAAGUAGAGCAACUUGUUAUUGAUGAAGCAGAUAAGUUGUUCGACCAAGGAUUUGUAGAACAAACUGAUGAUAUCUUAUCCCAUUGCACAUACACCAAAAUAAGAAAGUCAAUGUUUUCAGCCACAAUUCCUUCUGGAGUAGAAGAAAUGGCCCACUCCAUCAUGAGAGAUCCUAUCAGAGUCAUCAUUGGACGUAAAGAAGCUGCCAGUAACACAAUUGACCAAAAGUUGGUAUUCACCGGUAGUGAAGAAGGGAAGUUGCUCGCUAUCAGACAAAUGAUUCAGGAGGGAGAAUUUAAGCCCCCCAUCAUCAUCUUCUUGCAAUCGAUCCACAGAGCAAAGGCAUUGUUCCAUGAGUUAUUGUAUGAUAAGUUGAACGUAGACGUGAUCCAUGCUGAAAGAACACCAAAGCAAAGAGAAGAAGUAAUUAAACGGUUCAAGAAUGGAGACAUCUGGGUGUUGAUUACUACUGAUGUACUUGCCAGAGGUGUAGAUUUCAAGGGAGUGAAUAUGGUCAUCAACUACGACGUUCCACAGACUGCACAAGCUUAUGUGCAUAGAAUUGGUAGAACGGGUAGAGGUGGUAAAGCAGGUAGGGCUGUGACAUUUUUCACCAAGGAAGAUGACCAGGCUGUCAAGCCCAUAAUCAAUGUCAUGAAGCAAUCAGGCUGUGAAGCAGGUUUCAGUGGAUGGAUGGAGAAUAUGACAAAGAUGUCUAAGAACGAAAAGAAGAAAGUGAAGCACAAGGAAAUUGACAGAAAGGACAUCAGUACAGUUCCCAAAUUGGUGAAACAUAAGAGAAAACAGAGAGAACAGAUGAUAGAGGCUUCGAAGAAGAGAAAACAAGAAGAGACAAGAAAUGCAUUACAAUAGUACCAUAGACAAUUUACAUAGUAUACGAUUAAUAAUACAAAAGAAUUUCU
Messenger RNA from Scheffersomyces stipitis CBS 6054, 1760 nucleotides. It is a transcript of the gene CHR1, whose product is annotated as RNA-dependent ATPase. Gene Ontology annotation, biological process: maturation of SSU-rRNA. The coding region runs from base 34 to 1710 and encodes 558 amino acids. Lineage: Eukaryota; Fungi; Ascomycota; Pichiomycetes; Serinales; Debaryomycetaceae. The record is from RefSeq and is a predicted model, not a curated record. The transcript has a single exon. Gene Ontology annotation, molecular function: ATP binding; nucleic acid binding; RNA helicase activity.